AUGUCUGACUCAGUGUCUGAAGCUACACUCGAUUCUCUCAUGGCAACUAUAAUUGCAGCAAAGAACAAACUCACAGAAUGUCAUGCCCAGCAGGAACAAGAGAAGAAGCAAGCAUUGGAAGCAAACAAGUUUUCCCCUUGCUAUGUCUGA
Molecule: messenger RNA, 150 nt
Organism: Desarmillaria tabescens
Lineage: Eukaryota; Fungi; Basidiomycota; Agaricomycetes; Agaricales; Physalacriaceae
Exons: 2
Coding region: 1-150 (49 amino acids)
Source: RefSeq, a predicted model, not a curated record